UUCACCCCUAAACAGUAACACUCGCUCAUCUAUGGCUGCACAAUAUUGUUGCAAUCAACGGAUGCGGAUGCUCCAACCCACCACCACCAAUACUAUAUUGCCAGAUGAGAUCAUCGACGAUAUCCUCGUGAGGCUUCCGGUAAGGUCUCUCCUUCGAUUUAAGUCUGUGUGUAAAUCAUGGAAAACCCUAAUCAACGAUCCCAAAUUCGCAAACAUUCAUCUUCGAUUCUCCACCGCCGCGGAAGAUACAAGCACCGCCAACAAACAAUUGAUCUUUUAUACUAACAUGGAACCCUACGUGAUCUUAACUUACAAUCUGAAACAAUUAUUUGAAAACCCAUCAACAAGUGCUGAACUUGUUAUCUCCAGCUUCUUAAAUAUGAACAACAAGUAUGUUAAAGUAGGUUCAUGCAAUGGGUUGUUGUGUCUACUUGAUCGCUCUCAACGUCGUCUCAAAUUGUUGAACCCUUCUACCGGGGUCAAAUCCAAAAAAUCUCCACAAGUUUUUCCGUUGUUUAAUUGGAAGGUGAGGCAUAUUGGCUUCGGAUAUGAUCAAAUUAAUGACAAGUACAAGUUCCUUGUUGUUUUGAGUGAUUUCGACACAGGGGAAUCUUUAACCAAAAUUUAUACCUUUGGUGAAGAUUCUAGCAAAACUAUUCAGAAUUUGCCUUUUAAUUUGGGCACUUCCUUAGGGGAAUAUGUGAGUGGCACUCUGAAUUGGAUCGUUGAUAAAAAUGGUGGUGGUGAUAUUGGUAUUUAUCAAAGUUCGAUUCUUUCCUUUGAUUUGAACAAGGAGACUCAUAGGGAAAUUUUGCUGCCUCCAAAAGAUGGUGGGCUUGGUGGCAAAAUGCACAUAAUUAGUAAGCUGUGUGUUUUUGGUAAUAGUCUUUGUACUAUUGUCUUUGAAAAAUCGGAUUGGGUUGUGUGGUUGAUGAAACAGGUUGGAUCAGUUGUUGAGUCGUGGACUAAAUUGAAGAUCAUCCCCUAUGAAAAGUUUAUGUCGAGUUCUCUACCUUCUAAUAGUGUUGAGCCCUUGUUCAUUUCGGAAAAUGGUGUUGUUCUUCUAAGGAACAUACGGUCUUCCAAAUUUGUUCUAUAUAACUUAAAUACUAGUGAGUUGGUUUAUCCCUCUUUAAGUUGUGAACAGAUACCUUAUUUCCCUUUCUACAAAAACAAUCUACUUUAUCUCCAUAUUCAACUUGAAAGUUUGGUAUCUCCGCGAUGGUAA
This is a messenger RNA of Trifolium pratense (red clover), 1228 nucleotides long. RefSeq names its product F-box/kelch-repeat protein At3g23880-like. The transcript has a single exon. The coding region runs from base 32 to 1228 and encodes 398 amino acids. NCBI's taxonomy places the organism in Eukaryota, Viridiplantae, Streptophyta, Magnoliopsida, Fabales, Fabaceae. The record is from RefSeq and is a predicted model, not a curated record. Gene Ontology annotation, molecular function: protein binding.